AUGGAUUUUGCAUUCAAGCUCUUCAUAUUAAGUCUCCUUCCCAUACUUGGGAGAUGUAGCACCGAUUUACUGCAUCAGGAAUGCCACGCAGACUUCAACAUUUUUACAAACCCCAACAUGAAACAGAACAUUGAUCAUGUCAUUUCUGAUCUAUUAGUAAAGACAACUCGCGACGGCUACGCAAUCGCUUCCUACGGCUCGGGUUCGGAUGCUAUCCAUGGUCUCACUCAGUGUCGAGGGGACAUCAAUCUCGAUGCAUGUUCGGCAUGCAUCUUAGAAGCAACACAUACAGUCCAAGCAAAUUGCCCUUUCUCAGCCGAUGCACGACUUUGGUACAAACUUUGCUUCAUUCGCUAUAGUUCCAAUAACUUUUUCGGGCAAUUAGACACGAGCUAUGCCAAUGGUUGGGCUUCAAAUAAAACGGCAGAUGAUCCUGUAGAUUUCAACAAAGUUGUGACGGAACUAUUGGAAGUAAUAAAAAUAACUGCGGCAACAAGAGACAAUAAGUUUGCUAGGGGAAAUAGUAAUAGCUUUAAGAAUAACAUGAUUAUCUACGGAAUGGCACAAUGCACACGUGAUCUUCAGGAACAAACAUGUAAGCAAUGUCUUGAUGAAGAAUCCAAAAUCAUGUCAAAGAGUUGCUAUUCCCGAUUUGGUUGCGAUGUGUUCAAUACCGAUUGUAGGUUAAAGUAUGAGAAUUUUAAUUUUCUUGUUGGCCCUGCUGCCUGA
Phalaenopsis equestris is the source of this 729-nucleotide messenger RNA. Its product is annotated as cysteine-rich repeat secretory protein 55-like. Lineage: Eukaryota; Viridiplantae; Streptophyta; Magnoliopsida; Asparagales; Orchidaceae. The transcript has a single exon. The record is from RefSeq and is a predicted model, not a curated record. The coding region runs from base 1 to 729 and encodes 242 amino acids.